Molecule: messenger RNA, 1936 nt
Organism: Galdieria sulphuraria
Lineage: Eukaryota; Rhodophyta; Bangiophyceae; Galdieriales; Galdieriaceae
Exons: 2
Coding region: 21-1910 (629 amino acids)
Source: RefSeq, a predicted model, not a curated record
CAUUCACUCCGUACGGUAUAAUGGAGUUGUAUACAGUGGAUAUUGUGGAGUUGUAUCGAUUACGUGCCCUUGACUCUAGACAAUAUUUGAUCGAGAAACUAAAUCUAGAUGAAGCCAAAGCCACUUGGUUGCUGUCCAUCUUAAAGGAUCCAGAAAAGUGGAAGAAUUGGUUUCUUAACUUUACCAACGAUGUGAAGCUUUCAGCAUCUUUAAGGAAGGAACUUGCAUUACUUGUAGUAGAGUCUUGCACUACUCUUCCUUUGGGUUUUCAACAAGCUAUACAAACGCAGAUGGAUGCUGUUCGAAGCGAGUUUGCUUGUGUUGGAAAUCUUCUCGAGUUCGUUGUGGGCAAUUUCUAUUGGGAAGAUUGUUUUCAAGAAAACAUUAGAGUUAGGGGUAUGCAGGAGAGAAAGAAUUACACGGAAUAUCGAUUGUUGGACCAGUUGAGCGACAAAGUUACGUUACGUAAAAGACAAAGAAGCAAAACAGAAGACUUGAACGAAGCAGAGAGUCUAAAGAGAGGUAGAGAGUCUCGUAGAGUAAAGUCCACUAUAUACGGAAAGGAUUCUAACAAGGAAGGAACGAGUAGCAAGAAGACGUCCUCAGAGUCGACAAUUGCUCAUUCAGACCAUUUAGUUAAUCACGUAGAAAAGUCUUCGAGUAAUUUUAUAUCGGAUGAUAAGACUACAUCCGAUAGAUAUUCCAAUGAUACAGAAGAUAGCUACCAACUGAAAGCUUCCUACAGACGAGAUCCCUUUCGAAUGGCCGAAUUUAUAAAGAAAACAAAAUGUUUUUCUUGUUGCCAGUCGAGUACCUUUUCAUUUUUGAAGGAGAGCAAUCAACCCGGUUCAUCUAGUUUAGACACCGAAAGGAAUGUUGCUACUAUUGAAGAACCUGAUGAUGGUAUGUCUUGGCAACCAGAACAGUUUGACGUAUUUUCUUGUGUUCCAGAUGUUCCUCUUAUAUAUUCAAAAGUUGGAAUGAACCAGUGUGGACAACUUUGUCUGGAUGAAAAUAGCAGUCUAUGGAAUACUAGCUCUGAAGUAAUGAAGAAUUGUAGAAGAUUAAUGAACGUGUACCAAAUGAAAGAAACUUUUGAAAAUUAUUCAAAUGGAAACGAUUCAGACACCUUAGAUGAGUUGAUUUCUUCUCCCAUUUUGUCCAAUACAGAACUUUUAGACUCCAAAGAUGAAGGAUAUGUUCCUCGGGAAGGUUACUCGCUUCAUCAAGUUAUUACGCAAGAAGUAGAAGCUGAAAAGUAUCCUCCUCAGUAUGAAUGGCAACUUGUAAGAAGUUUCAUGUGUAGUAUUUUUAUGCAAAUAGGAUUCACUCAUUGCAGCCAACAUGCCAUGGAUUUGAUGACCGACAUGUUACUUGAAAAGUUUCAGAAGCUUGGUAGGCUUUUAUGUGGCAUGAGAGACUAUGACGGCUCCUUUUGUAAAGACCAAGAAAUAACUUGUCCCAAACAAGUUGUUUGGUAUAUGAAUAAUAUACUGGAAGAAGAUCCUUUGAAACAUUUAUUACACUGUUUAUAUCGCUGUGGUUUUGUAUUUAGGGUUCAGGAUUUGUUAUAUUACUACUCCGUAGAUUUGCCUUAUUUAUCCAAUACGAUUCUACAAGUAGAAAAAGAGUGGAAGAAAAGAUUUGAGCACUUAAAGAAAUAUUCUGAAGAGCCCAAUUCAUAUAUUACCAAAGUGAAGUCGAAUUCAUUUUGUGAGUAUGAUGUUUCGGAAUCUGACGAAAACAGUGCGUUUGGAGAAGAUGGACAGUUGGUUGAACCAUUUCGUUGUUUUGGAUAUAUAGGAAAUAACUCUUAUUUGGAUAUUCUUAAGCUACACUCUCUUCAAGGUUAUUUGCAGGUUCCUCCGAAAAUUAUAUUUGCAUCGCAGUCUACUAACAGCUUGGAAUAAAACAAUUAUAUAUUGUGAGGUUUCAU